This is a messenger RNA of Lates calcarifer (barramundi perch), 1700 nucleotides long. RefSeq names its product cytochrome c. The record is from RefSeq and is a predicted model, not a curated record. Bases 152 to 466 code for a protein of 104 amino acids. Gene Ontology annotation, cellular component: mitochondrial intermembrane space. Gene Ontology annotation, molecular function: electron transfer activity; heme binding. Gene Ontology annotation, biological process: mitochondrial electron transport, ubiquinol to cytochrome c; mitochondrial electron transport, cytochrome c to oxygen. NCBI's taxonomy places the organism in Eukaryota, Metazoa, Chordata, Actinopteri, Centropomidae. The transcript has 3 exons.
GAUGCGUGAUUGUGAUUACGUCAAAAGCCGGUACCUCUAAAGCCUAGUGACCUUCUUUGCGACCGCCAGAAAGCGUUCAGCUGCCGAAAGAGGUCUGUUCUACCUGCAUCGGAGGGAUUUUAACCCGACACAUUUUAAUCAAAAGUUCACUAUGGGUGACAUUGCCAAGGGAAAGAAGACUUUUGUCCAGAAGUGUGCUCAGUGCCACACGGUAGAGGAGGGGGGCAAGCACAAGGUGGGCCCUAACCUCUGGGGCCUGUUCGGACGCAAGACUGGGCAGGCAGACGGCUACUCCUACACAGAGGCCAACAAGAGUAAAGGUAUUGUGUGGAAUGAAGACACCUUGAUGGAGUACCUGGAGAACCCCAAGAAGUACAUUCCUGGAACCAAAAUGAUCUUUGCCGGCAUUAAAAAGAAGGGAGAGCGCCAGGACCUCAUUGCAUACCUUAAAUCAUCAACAUCAUGAAGUAGUCAUAAAAAGCAGAAUAUUUAAUGUCAUUUUAUUGUAUUUUUUGUUUAUUUUUAGGAUUGCACAUGCUGAAUACAUGGUUUUAUGUUUAGUCAUUUGCACAGAAGGUUACUUUGUGCUGUUUAGGUUUAGAAAAGUGGCACUUACUGUGAGCAGUAAGUAAGUUCAGAGUUCACAGCUAGUGUUACUUCCUCAUUAAGGAAGGGGUGCUAUUGUUCAAGUGGCCAAACAUAAAACUACAGCCUGUUUUUUGUUUGUUUUUUGUGAAUCUGUACUUCAACUGUAAUGAGAAGAGAUAACUAAUCACAUUAUUUGAUUGCUAGCAUGAUAGGUUGCUUGACCUGUCAGCCAUUCUGUUUUCCAUGACAAUAUGCAUCUGGUACUUUCCGCUAGUAGAGUCACCUGCCAUCAGUCUCAUUUUUAAAACUAUAACUGAAAAAGUCAACUAAUAUCAGUUACAUCAGAGCGAUACAGGGUGGAAAAGUUAAUGAUGUUUAGGUGGUUAACUGGUGCUGACACACAACCUACUCCCAGCCUUCAUGUCAAGUGGAGUUUCUGACCUUUUUUACAAGGAGUGAGGCAGUGUGAAUUUUCUGCUUUCCCCCUGUCUGUCCUUACAGCUUGUCCAUCAGAAACAACCACUUGCCAUGAAUGCUUUCUAGAUUCCACAGACUGAACAUUUUGUCCUCUAACACAUUUGGACAAGCCCUCAUGUUGUGACCUCCCCUAGGUUAUUGAAACAGCCCUCUGAGCUCCUGUUUUUACUCUCUGCCUGUCAUCAGACUUUUAAAUUGUGCUUAAGGUUACACACUGAAUUUACCUCCUUACAGCAAAGAUUUGUGAAUAUAUAUAUAUAUAUAUAUUCAUGCCAACCACCAUGUUGAGAUCCCUACAGUGUUAAAUCACCUGGCAUACAAUUAUCUUGCCUAACAAUGUUGUGGAGCUCACUUAGACAUCAUAUAGAAAAACUACUAAGGGAACCAUCUGGAGUGAAAGAAGAUUUUGUUAUUUACCUGGUUUCACAGGCCUGGAGGAAUGAAUUAUUUUAACUUAUUUUACUGUAAUCUGAUAGAAUGCAUCGCAUCUGUAUUUUAAUGAGGUUACUUGCUGUCAGUGUGUACACAGCAAUAUACUGUAUGCACAAAGAAUAUUACGAUAUGGUAGCUAUUUUGUGUGGUUGUGGGCAGGAUGAUUGGAGGAUCAAUUAAAAGAAAACGUCCAGAAAUAUAAA